AUGGAAGGAACUUUCUCAAUUAAAACAAAGGUUCUUCAACGUUUGAUUACAGGGAUCCUAGUGCAAACCUUUUUGCAACUUACCGGUGAAAACUACUUUUUCUUCUACGGAACUACCAUCUUCAAAUCUGUCGGGCUUACUGACGGUUUUGAGACCUCAAUCGUUUUGGGUACCGUGAAUUUCUUCUCCACUAUCAUCGCUGUUAUGGUCGUCGACAAGAUCGGUCGUCGUAAAUGUCUAUUGUUCGGUGCAGCUGGAAUGAUGGCUUGUAUGGUUAUAUUUGCUAGUAUCGGGGUGAAAUGUCUUUACCCCCAUGGCCAGGAUGGUCCCUCUUCGAAAGGUGCAGGUAAUGCUAUGAUUGUGUUCACCUGCUUUUAUAUAUUCUGCUUCGCAACAACAUGGGCACCAGUCGCUUAUAUCGUGGUUGCUGAGUCGUUCCCUUCGAAGGUCAAGUCCAGAGCUAUGUCCAUUUCAACUGCAUUCAACUGGUUAUGGCAAUUCUUGAUCGGUUUCUUCACACCAUUCAUUACCGGCUCGAUCCAUUUCUACUAUGGUUAUGUGUUUGUUGGAUGUUUGGUUGCCAUGUUUUUGUACAUAUUCUUCUUUUUACCAGAAAACAAUCGGUUUAUCUUUGGAAGAAAUCCAAUUACUGUACGAAGAAGGUGUGAAGCCAUGGAAAUCCACAUCUUGGGUUCCACCAUCAAGGAGAGGAGUCCAUUCAGAAGAGACUGA
Messenger RNA from Saccharomyces mikatae IFO 1815, 732 nucleotides. RefSeq lists its product as uncharacterized. The transcript has a single exon. Gene Ontology annotation, biological process: transmembrane transport; carbohydrate transport. The coding region runs from base 1 to 732 and encodes 243 amino acids. NCBI's taxonomy places the organism in Eukaryota, Fungi, Ascomycota, Saccharomycetes, Saccharomycetales, Saccharomycetaceae. The record is from RefSeq and is a predicted model, not a curated record. Gene Ontology annotation, molecular function: carbohydrate:proton symporter activity. Gene Ontology annotation, cellular component: plasma membrane.